Aspergillus bombycis is the source of this 1320-nucleotide messenger RNA. RefSeq lists its product as uncharacterized. Gene Ontology annotation, cellular component: nucleus. Lineage: Eukaryota; Fungi; Ascomycota; Eurotiomycetes; Eurotiales; Aspergillaceae. Gene Ontology annotation, molecular function: transcription cis-regulatory region binding; DNA-binding transcription factor activity. The transcript has a single exon. Gene Ontology annotation, biological process: positive regulation of transcription by RNA polymerase II. Bases 1 to 1320 code for a protein of 439 amino acids. The record is from RefSeq and is a predicted model, not a curated record.
AUGCGGUUGAAAUGGGACCAAGGAGUCGCCAGUCGAGGCAAGCUUACUGGGAGGUCACUGCCCAUGUGCGAUGCUCCAUUGGUGCCAAAACCAUCCUAUGAGGAUCGGUUGACAGCGCCAUCAUAUAGUCUCUACUUAUCAGGACCGCGGUCUCCCGAAUCGUUACGAUUGUUCGCCUGGUUCAGAGAGAAUGUGGCACAUAGGCUGGCGUGGAUCAAUGGACCACAGAACCCUUGGCGUCAGCUUAUUCUUCCUCUCGCUGAAAGUUCGGAGACCAUUUUCUUUUCUAUCCUCGCCCUGGCGGCGCAUGAUCUGGCCUCUCAAUACCCGGUGAAUGAUCCCUGGUAUGAACGGUUCAGAAAUAUCUCAGAUACUCACUUAAAUAAUGCCCUGGCUCUUUUGGCACAGGAGUUGGGGAACCUGUCUUGCUUGUCCUCCUCCCAGACUGGUUCAACCACAACCUUUUCUCUGACUUUGGGAUCUGUGUUAAUACUCUGCAACAGCGAUCUGCUGAAGGCGCAAACAUCAGAGUGGCGUAUUCAUCUGCUUGCGGCCCGCGAGAUCAUCUCAGCUGGAGCCAAUCACUCGAGCCUUCAGCAUCCGCUCUUCCGCGUCCAAAGAUUUCUCCUACAAGAGUUCUAUUCAACUUCCGUGUGGACACACCUGACGACUUUCAGCCAAGUUGACGAUAUCUUAGUGGAUGCGCCUACCAGUAACGAAGAUGCUGUGCUGGCGGACUUCGUUCGCAUCAUCCAUCACAUCACCAAAAUAGAGCGCGUCAAGAGCCGUUCUCGGGCUUCGAAUCUGGCCCCACCGGCGGCUUUUGAGGUUCAAACUAUCUAUGCACAGAUCGAGUCGGCCAAGUCCCACUCCUUGUGCGUCAACCAAACCAUCGAAUAUUGGUCAGAUUCUGAACGCGGAGACUUUCAGCUGGUCGUGUGGAUGUACUACUAUGCUACGCUGAUCUACGGCACCCAAGCACUCUCAGAACUAUCAACAACUGAAAAAGAUAAAAAUGAUGCUUGCGGCCACAUCCUAGAUUACCUACAGCGGCUAUUCCAGACUCCGAACGGAUUACGUUUUACCCAGGAUCUCAUCUGGCCGCUCUUCAUUGCCGGCACAGAGCUCCGUGGUGAUCGAGCGGCCCAGAAGAUCAUCGAGAAUGGCUUCAAGACUGUGAUACAUAUCAGCCGGACAUUAGAUAGGUCCCGUGUUCUGUCUUUCUUGAAGUCUUGGUGGAACUUGGCUGGAGAUGAUUUCGUAUCUUGGAUUGACUUUGCCAGAGGACGACCAUCCCAGUGUAAUUUCCUCAUAGUUUAA